AUGGCUGCAAUUAAUGUAUAUCAUACGAAUGUAACAACAGACAAUCUUAGUCGUAAUGAUAUUCUACAAUGGAUAAAUUCAGCACUUGAUGCUAAUUAUACAAAAAUUGAAGAUCUUUGUACCGGUGCUGCAUAUUGUCAAUUUAUGGAAAUGAUGUUUCCAGGCGCCAUAGGUGCACGAGCAAAGCGGGUCAAAUGGAAUACCAAACUUGAGCAUGAAUAUAUUAAUAAUUUUAAAGUCUUACAAGAAUAUUUUAAAACACUUUCUGUAGAAAAGAUUGUACCUGUCGAAAAAUUGGUUAAAGGAAAAUUUCAGGAUAAUUUUGAAUUUGUUCAAUGGUUUAAAAAAUUCUUUGAUGCAAAUUAUACAGAUUCUCAUGAUUAUGAUCCUUUAGCUGCACGUGAUGGACAACCACUGGGUAGUGGUACGAAAGCUGUCGGUCCAGGAGCAACAAGUGGUUCGUCAGGCAUUCGUGUACCACCAGCUGCUGCUACUCGACCACCACCAACAAAAACUGCUGCUCCACCACUAGUACGACCAACACCUACCACAAGACCCAUCCAACAACAACAACAACAACAACAACAACAACCAAAAGUUUCUCCUGCAGUCCAUCGAGCACCAGCACCACCCGUACAACAACCUACAAGUGUUAGUGAUCAUCAUCAAAAUGUACGAUUACAACCAGCUACAAGUGGUAGUGAUCAUCAUCAUCAAAAUGCACGAUUACAACAAGAAAUUGAUAAUUUACAAGAUCUUAUUCAACAACAUGCAUCACAAGUAGCUGGUUUAGAAAAAGAACGUGAUUUUUAUUAUCAAAAAUUACGUGAUGUUGAAAUGAUUUGUCAAGAACCCGACUAUGAAUCAUUACCAUCAGUACAAAAAAUUCUUGAAAUACUUUAUGCUACAGAAGAAGGUUUUGCGCAACCUGAACAAGAAAAUGGUAUUAGUGAUUUUGAUAAUGGAAAUGGUCUUACUGUUGAUAAUGGUUCUAAUUUUGUCGUUGGUGAUGAGGAGACAUAUUAA
This is a messenger RNA of Rotaria sordida, 1026 nucleotides long. NCBI's taxonomy places the organism in Eukaryota, Metazoa, Rotifera, Eurotatoria, Philodinida, Philodinidae. The record is from the annotation of a GenBank genome assembly.